UCCUCUGCCUCCUCCUUCUCUACCUUGCGUCGUGCCGUGCCGGGCCGUGCUGCAGAUGGGGGUGGGAGGUUGUUCGGGGAUGGUGGGCCUGGGUAUUGUGUCGCUCGGCUCUUCUGCUCGGUAUCUUUGCUAGCUUCCUGUCACCUGCUCGCCUUCAACAUGGAUGGCUUACGAGGGGAUGGAAAAUAAACGCUAUCGUCGUGGCAGCUGCUUCUGUAGCAGACGUCCCCCUGAAGAAAGUGAGUAGCUAUGGCUGAACAAGACGUUUGUCCUCACCUGGACUCAAUAGGCGAGGUGACCAAGGAGGACCUCCUGCAGAAAUCUAAGGGAACUUGCCAGUCAUGUGGAGCCGGGGGCCCAAACCUGUGGGCCUGUCUGCAGAAUGACUGCCCAUAUGUUGGUUGUGGAGAAUCCUAUUCUGAUCACAGCACCCUGCAUGCACAGGCUAAGAAGCACAACUUGACGGUGAACCUGACAACGUUCAGGAUCUGGUGUUAUGUGUGUGAGCGAGAGGUGUUUCUGGAGUCCAGACCUGCCCUGGUGCCUGUACCUGCUGCACCACACCACUGUAAAGCCACAGAGCAGGAAGCAGCUCCUCAGCCAGUAGGUCACCCGCUAAAAGCAGUGCCAAUAGCUGUGGCAGAAGAGGAAGGUUCUGAAUCAGAGGAGGAUGAGCUCAAACCCAGAGGCUUGACAGGGAUGAAAAAUAUUGGAAACUCCUGCUACAUGAAUGCAGCUCUUCAAGCCCUGUCCAACUGUCCUCCUCUCACUCAGUUCUUCCUGGACUGCAGUGGACUGGUCCGGACUGAUAAGAAGCCCGCUCUGUGUAAAAGCUACCAGAAACUUAUUUCAGAACUCUGGCAUAAAAAACGGCCCAGCUAUGUCGUCCCUACCAGCCUGUCGCACGGCAUCAAACUAGUAAACCCCAUGUUUCGUGGUUACGCUCAGCAGGUAGGGGCAAGCAGCCAGCAGGACACUCAGGAGUUCCUGCGCUGUCUGAUGGACCAGUUACACGAGGAGCUGAAGGAGCCUCUGACAGAGUGCAACAUGAGUGGGGAGGGAAGCGACGGGGAGGAGAGAAGGGACGGAGAUCGCUCCCCGUCUGAGGAUGAAUUCCUGUCCUGCGACUCCGGCUCCAGCAGCGACCGGGGGGAGGGAGGAGGUGUGGGCGACGGGGAGCUGCUCAUGCAGGACGAGUGCGACGGGGUCAGAUCGCCUGCAGGGGGAAUAGUAGGUGUCACCACCGGGGCGGUGAUCUCGGAGAAGGAGAGGCUGAAGGAAAGGAGGGUGUCCGGCUCACCCCUCCGUGGAGGCUCACAGGAGAUGGAUGAGGAUGCAGAUGUGGACACGGCAGCCGAGGACGGGGUUCCUGAGAGGGGAGAGGAGGAGGAGUCAGCACCAACCCCAAACACUGAGACCCAAAGUCAAGAGAACAACCAGACCUCUAGUACAGGGCAAGGGCAGGUCCAGAGCAGCAACACCUCAGAACCAGACAAUGAAGCAUCGAUGGCCCAGCCCCAGUCCACUCCCUGCAGCCCUGUUCGAACGCUUCAGGAGCUGCAUCCCAAACUGUCCUCCAGUCCACCACGCUCCAGCCCCCUCCGCUCUGCAGGACCUGCAUAUUCCUUCAAAAAAGCUCAGCUGUUGCUCAGUGCCAGGAAGAAGAAGCAGUCUCACUAUCGUAGUGUGAUCUCUGACAUCUUCGACGGCUCCAUCCUCAGUCUGGUCCAGUGUUUAACGUGCGACAGGGUCUCUACUACAGUGGAAACCUUCCAAGACUUAUCCCUCCCUAUUCCCGGCAAAGAAGACUUGGCAAAGCUCCACUCCUCCAUCCAUCAGAACCUGCCAGUCAAGACCGGAGUGUGUCCCGACACUUACGGCUCGCAGGGCUGGAUCUCCUACAUCAUGGACUCCAUACGCCGGUUUGUAGUCUCUUGUAUCCCCAGUUGGUUUUGGGGGCCCAUGGUAACACUAGAGGACUGCCUCGCUGCCUUUUUUGCUGCAGAUGAACUCAAAGGGGACAACAUGUAUAGCUGUGAGAGAUGUAAAAAGUUGAGAAAUGGUGUCAAAUACUGCAAAGUGCUUAAACUUCCCGAGAUUCUGUGCAUUCACCUGAAACGCUUCCGGCACGAGGUCAUGUAUUCGUUCAAGAUAAGCAGCCAUGUGUCCUUCCCACUGGAGGGCCUCGACAUGCGACCUUUCCUGGCCAAAGAGAGUCCAUCUCAAGUCACCACUUAUGAUCUGCUGUCAGUCAUUUGCCACCAUGGCACGGCAGGAAGUGGACACUACAUUGCUUACUGUCAGAACGUCAUCAAUGGCCAGUGGUACGAGUUUGAUGACCAGUAUGUUACCGAAGUCCACGAGACGGUGGUGCAGAAUGCCGAGGCCUAUGUGCUGUUCUAUAGGAAAAGCAGCGAGGAGUCGGUGAGAGAGAGGCAGAAGGUGGUGGCUCUGGCUAAUAUGAAGGAGCCCAGCCUGCUGCAGUUCUACAUCUCCAGAGAAUGGCUGAACAAGUUCAACACCUUCGCCGAGCCAGGCCCCAUCAGCAACCACACAUUUCUUUGUCAGCAUGGAGGGAUCCCUCCUAAUAAAUACCACUAUAUAGAUGAUCUGGUUGUGAUUGUUCCCCAGAACGUGUGGGAGUACCUUUACAACAGUUUUGGAGGCGGCCCUGCAGUCAACCACCUGUAUAUGUGUGCCAUCUGCCAGGUGGAGAUCGAAGCUCUGGCUAAGCGUAGAAAAAUGGAAAUAGACACUUUCAUCAAGCUGAACAAAGAGUUUCAGGCUGAGGAGGCUCCUACAGUGAUCCUGUGUAUCAGCAUGCAGUGGUUCAGAGAGUGGGAGAGCUUUGUGAAGGGCAAAGACAAUGAGCCACCUGGUCCCAUAGACAACAGUAAAAUUGGUGUGAUGAAAGGAGGACACAUACAGCUCAAGCAAGGUGCAGACUACGGUCAGAUCUCAGAGGAGACAUGGCAGUACUUGUUGGGUAUUUAUGGUGGAGGCCCUGAGAUUGCAGUAAGGCAGACUGUGGCCCCGGCUGACCCCGACAGCCUUCACGGAGAGAGGAAGAUUGAGGCAGAGACAAGAGCACUUUGAGAUAAAGAGGAUCUUCUGACUCCCCUUUCCACUCCUGCCCUCACAGGAAGCUGAGGAAUUUGCACCUUGGUGAAGAAGCCCCAUUGUGAGCACUUUGUAAAUGUAGCAGCGUAUUAUUCCGAAGCCAUGUCGCAAGAGGAGAAAACGGUACCUAAACAUCACAUAGUUUAAUUUAUUGGAUAAAGCUGAUCCUCAGUGUUAAGGUGUAAAAAAAGAUAAGACGUCAUGUCAAAGUCUCUGGAGCUGUUUUUGGUAGCUAUGGUGUGUCAGUGGCCGCUGUAGUGACUAGGUGUCAUAUACUGCUAAACCGACUGUGGCAGGCAGACAGCUGCUCCAAGCAGAGCGCCGAGCAGAGCUACAGUUUGAUGUUUAGCUUGAGGACUUUUCUUCUUCACUGGAAGCAAAAACCAAGAGACAUUACCAAGCUUCCUGUUGUAUGCCUGUUUACUAGUUACAUAGCAACAAGUUCAGAUAUGAAGUGAGAGAUCUCAAACACAUCAAACUUCUUGCACCUUCAACCUUAAAUACACAGAGCACUGAGCCCUCAGGAAUGGAAGUCUUUUUCUUUGCUUUAACAGUGAAAUGUUAGGAUUAAUGACCUGUAAAAACAAUUGUAGGUUCAUGUGAAACUACAGAACAUGCAUGCGUGGGUUGUAAAAGACUAUUUUUCAGGUUUAAAAUGCAUGCAGCUAUUGUUUUGGAUGAGUUAGUACAUUUCACUGACAAGAUGGGAUGCUGAGGUUUUUUCUUUUCUUCCAAACACACAAUUUAUCUGUUUAUGUGCUCAACUAUUUAAAUAUUGACUCUCCUGUUUAGUUUAUUCAAGCACUAUCAACUAGGCAUAAGGGCAUAUAUAGGUAUAAAUAUUAGCAAAACAGAGAAAUGGACAUUUUCAUAAGUCAAAGGAUUGCAUAUCUGAGGGGUCAUAAGAGAAUUUUGUUCAACAUAUUAUCAUAACUGGCUUUUCUGACAAGAGCUUACACCGAAGGUUUGUAAAUCUCACCGACAUCAGUGUAAAUGACCUGACAUCAGUUUUUAGUAGUGAUACCUGUAUUUCCACAUAGACUAGUGAUGCAGUUUUUGUUAAACCUAGAGAUGGCAGUAUUAAAUAGAAAGCUAUUCCACACCAUGUACCAAUUAAGCAUUGAAAAAAUAAUUGUAACAAAUAUUUAGCACAUCAUGCAAAAAAAAAAAAUCAAAUCUGUUCCAGAAAGAGGUUAUUUCUGAUAGUACAUGAGUGAAAUUUAUUUUUUUGUUUCUGCAUAAUUUCAUAAUUGUGCAUGUUUCAUUUUCAGGUCACCCAAAAAUCCAAAUAUUACAGUUUGAGGUAUUUGCUUGUAAAAAUACGUGUUCGUCUGUACAUUGCAUUAUUGUUGAUGAUGCAAUUCAAAAGUUUAUGUACAAUUCAGCCUCUUUGCCCCAAUAAUACACCACAGCUUGUUUACAGAAAUUAUAGUCUGGUGUAAAGUUUGGAAUCCUCCACCCACAAAGCAAGCAAUGAAUCAAAACAGUCAAGAGAAAACUAAUUUCAGAUUGUGUGUAAAUCAUCUUUCAAUCCCAAUCAGAGCAGAGCACCAAGGUGCAAGUGUGUGAGACAGUUCAUACUGCUCCCAGUAUUGACUCCUGUCUAGAUUUCUCAGAGAAUAUUUAUUUUAAAAAUGUCUGCUGAACCUAUGUUGAUUAAACGAAACCUUACACGUCUUUUUUUUAAUUGUGCAGCUCAUCUUAUAGCAUCAUCAAUGCAAGAUUUAUGAUCCAGAUUAAAAGCUGGGAGAAAUGAGUUGGUUUAAGCUCACCUAAACAAACCAAGUCCUCCUCCAACUAAAUGAACAUUAGUCACAUUCUCACCUGAAUACAUAAAUUAAAAAAAAAUACAUUUGUGGCAGAACGUUUUUGUGUUUAGUAUCAACUUUGAAAGCCAAAACUCAGAAAAAAUGUUUAAUAAUUAAUGGUAAUAUUAAAUGAAAAAAGUCAAUUGCAAUUGUUAAAUCAUCUGAGCCAUGUUACAUAGUACUAAUGCACUGUUACUAAAUUGUCUUUAUUUUUUUACUUUACUAGUAACCAUCAAGGGAACAACUGUAUAUAUAAGACUCCUACAGCGAUAGAAAAGCUUAAUUAGAAGGUAAAUAGUGCUACUCCACUACUACCAGUGUAAAAUAAAGAAUAACUAUCUUUAAAAAAAAAAAAAAAGCCAAAUGAUUUCACAUAUAUAUAUAUAUAUGUGAACACUAAUUUUAAUCUUUAGAUGUCAUGUAGUACGGAGUUUCCAAGUGGCAAGACUUACUGGUUCCAGAAGUUUUUUCCACGUUUUAAUUUCCUUUUUUCUCUUUAAACACUAAAUUUAAUCCUCCCAGUAAUGUAAUAACCUACAGGUUUAUGCUAUGGCCACCAGUUUUUAUUACUUUGUUCUGAGAAGUCAUGUCUGGUCCAUCAUGGCAUGGCAAUUGGUUUGGAUACUACAAAAUCCAUGAGCCCUAGGUAGUCUGACCCUGGAGCAGAGGUCAGUCAGAAACACAAGCGAAUCGGCAGCAAAUUCUAAACAACAUGAUGGGAUAAUUCUUGCAAAAAUGCACCUUGGGAGUCAUAGUUAACAUCUCGCCUCAAAAUUUUAUGUACACCCUUGUACACAGAUGUAUUUGGACGCAGUUAAUCAUUUAUGCUGAUGAUUCAGCUUGUGAGGUGUUAUGAGUCAAGUAACAUUUUCAUAGGAAAAUCAAUGGGACUUUAAAAUAAAUUUAUGGGCCCUCUGUAACUACAAAUGCUCAAAAUAGCUCUUCCUAUUUCGCCACUCUCUUGACCAGAAUACACAGUAAUUCUUACUUCUGCUUUUUACCCUGUUUUGUAGCAGCCUUAGAACUAUGAGGUCUGAAACCUAGACAAGCAAAGUGUAAGCUGAAAUGGAAAAAAUAUGAUAAUAUUGCACAUUGUACAUUGGAACACAGUGCCUUCAAGCACCUACACACCUAUUUCUUUUGUUUUGGUGGCAAAAUUUACAGUGCAGUGUUUGGAGAACUCAGUAUAUAUCUACCACAACUCAAGACAUUUAGCCGUGUACCAACCAACAAACCUCCCAGCUGUAUUUCAUCAUAAGUUCAAUCAGAAAGAGCGGCACAAAAAUUCAAUUAGAAUACAUGGUUUGAGUUCGUUGGGCUAUAAAUGGACAUGAACUCAGAAGGGUAUACAUGCAUAUUCAUAAACAGAUGUGAAAAAAAACUGAAAACUUUCUUUUAGAGUUAACUGUCAUCAAUAAAUAUGAAGGUACAGCUCGCAGCUAGUUAGCUUUUAGUUUAUAGACUGCAAGCAUCAUUAGCCUUUUACCGUCCAGACUUCACAUAAUCCCCCUAACAGCACUGCUAAAGCUCACAAGUAGAAUGUUUUGUCUUGUUUGUUUAUCUCAGAAAAUCGAAUUGCAAGUUGCUCUUUCCGCCUUCUUUCAGUCUGUCUGCUAAUACAAGCUAACUGCUGGCUAGCUGUAGCUUUAAAGGUAGCUUAUUCUGCAAGCUAAAAUGAGAAAUCCACAUCUUGAAGCCUUUUAUUCAAGCAAGACUUUUCUGUGAAACGCCUGUCUGUACAUUUAGCUAUGCACUGAAAAUCCAAGCAUUGUCAAUGUACAGUUUUCAAAAAGCACAACAGAUAUUCAGAUAUUUAUAAGAGGAGUGAUGGACAAAAUAAUUUACUGACAGUAUAUCUGACAGGGCAAAGAGAGUGACACAGAAUAUCCAGCAUGAACACCUUUUUUUUUUACCACAGAUAUUUUGACUUGUCUGUGUAAGAAAAGUGCAGGUGUAACUGAUAUUAGUGAUUAUUCUGUUCAUUUUGAGUAUGACAAUAAACCACACUAGAGGAACACAUAAGGUCUUAAAUUGGGAUUGAAAGUUGACAGUCGACAGGUUGGCAGCGUUACUCCCUUUAAAUCUUCUGUAAAUCUUCUUUAUGAGGGAAAGCCAGAAACAACUGCUGGUCUCUUACUGUUAAAAGAGAGGUGUUUUAGUUAGAUUAAUUUGUUUUCUCUCUAUAAUAGCUAUAGGACUGCAAAUAACGCCUUGUUCUUCAGUGUAACUUUUGGAGAGGGGUAAAGAAACCAGAAAAUAUUCAUAUUUAAGAGUCUGGAAUCAGAGAGCUUUGCCUUUUUUCUCUUAAAAAUAGUUGUCAAUUAAUUCAGUUAAUCAAUUAAUUGCAGCUCUACCCUUCUAUGUGCCAUGCCCUAAAAUGACCUGGGCUGUGAAUUAGCUCAACUGAAUAACUAAAACUGAAUUGAAAUUAGGUUAAAUUCCCCUGCAUGGGACUAAGAUGAUUAAAAACGUAAUGAGUUUUGAUUGAUCUUCUAAUUUCACCUGGAACAUUCCUGUUACGACAUGUCAAAAUAUCUGCGGUGCCUGAUGACUGCAUUUUGGACCAGAGCUGAUAAUAAUUCAUGCCUCCCUGUUUUAGAUUUGCUUUUUUAUUCUUUUGUUUUUUUUUUUUUUAAAAAUCUAUUCAUUUGUUUUAACAACAAAGGCCACUGAUUUGUCCAUUCUGUCUUGCGUGAUGUUUCUUGUUUUCACACAUUUCUAGACUAUAUCUACAAGAGAUAGUAUUAAUACUAUAGUGACGUGUGCUAUUUUUGGAUACUUUUUUGGGGGAUUAAGUGCAAUGAAAUAAAAGACAAAUCUUUGUGCAGUCUUAUCAUCAAAGGGGCAGUUUGGAAAACUGACAGUAAACUGGGGCUGUGCAGUUCAUUACAGUGCAGUGUUAAGAAGUCUUGAGUGGCAGUUGCAUAAUUACCCUCACCUGUGACUUUGUUUGCUUGUGUUACAGCACGUAGCUAUGCGUGUGAGAUUUCUAUUUCACUGCGUUGCUGUGGUUGGACAGUUAAUCAGAAAUAUCAUGGCAAGCAACGGGAUUUCAUUGACUCAUGUUUUCCUCGUAUUUUACAGUGUGUGGCUCUUGUGGUCAUGACAGUGGUGAUGCUUUGAUAACAUGAGAGUUAAAUGGGGUGUCUUAAUGUCUGUAUAAUUGAUGUAAUUAGUCAUGACUGGUUUAAUGAUUAAAAUUGCCUGGUCUUGA
This is a messenger RNA of Amphiprion ocellaris (clown anemonefish), 8142 nucleotides long. RefSeq names its product ubiquitin specific peptidase 20 (gene usp20). Gene Ontology annotation, biological process: protein deubiquitination. The coding region runs from base 250 to 3096 and encodes 948 amino acids. Gene Ontology annotation, molecular function: zinc ion binding; cysteine-type deubiquitinase activity. NCBI's taxonomy places the organism in Eukaryota, Metazoa, Chordata, Actinopteri, Pomacentridae. The transcript is spliced from 25 exons. The record is from RefSeq and is a predicted model, not a curated record.